Lactuca virosa is the source of this 1844-nucleotide messenger RNA. The record is from the annotation of a GenBank genome assembly. Lineage: Eukaryota; Viridiplantae; Streptophyta; Magnoliopsida; Asterales; Asteraceae.
CCUCCCGUUUUUAGAGUGCAACACCCGAAAACCCUAACUCUACAACACUCUUUCAGCCGCCACCUUAAUCCCCGGCAUCCCAGCCGCCGCCGGCCUGCUGCUGUGAACAACCGCUGCCGCCACCUCCGUUCCUUGCUGCACCUAACCGCCGACCAUCGCGGCUACCUUCCCUUCCGGAGAGAAUGAGUGGCCACCGUGAGUGCGUCCGCUGCCACCAUUCCUCCAUCUUCUUCUUCUUUCUGUCGCCAUCUGCAACCGCGACACGGCAGUUGUCGGUGCUGCUCCGACUGCCCCUCACCUUCUUUCUGUCCUGCAGAAGCUAGCUGCCGCCGCCUCCGCUCGUACGGCCCUCCCAUCCACUAUCCGCUGCUCCGGUCGUCGUACCACCCCCGAAGAGGAAGAAACCAAAAGUUAUGUAUCUAGCUUUAUCGUAGCUUUCAUGUCAUAACACACUUCUAUCUGCAUCUGUCUAUGAGUCAGUUCAAAAGGAUUUGGAUUACGCACAACACAAACACUCCAGUCUCCAUUAUGUGUAAUAGUUUGUGCAACAACGAUUGCGGCUUUUGCGAUAAUGACAAGACAGAAUUGACCUGGCUUAAUAACUAUGGAGUUGGAAAUGAAUUGGGAGUUGAAAAUAGUUUAUUUCAGGAAACAAAUUGGUGUGCUUUAGAACACCAACUAUACAGACAAGGUUCACAAAUCGAUCCCUAUAAUCAAACACACCUUCAAUCUUACAAGUUGAUCAAGAUGCCUCAAGUGAAGAUUAUAGCUAAGAAUUUCAUGGACAUGGUGUCCUCCUUACCUGCCAUGAAGCUCGACAAGCUAUACGAGAAUGCCUUCAUUUGUGAAGCUAUUCUCAGGUCUUUGCCACCAUUGGCCAAAAAGUAUGUUCUCCAGUUGUUGUACAUAGAUGUGCCUGUGUCAGCCAGUUCAUUGCAAGAAUGGGUUCUUGUUGAUGGUGCUUCAAAGCAUAGAGUUGCUGUUGAUAGACUCAUUCAAUUGAGAGUAUUUACUGAACCUGUUGAUAGGAAGAAGGAAGCCACUUACAGGUUAAACCUGAUGUUUCAGAUGAACCUUCGGAAGCAUGUUGUUCAUGGUGGUGUGUUACCAAGAGAACCUAUGGCUGCAAAUAUAACAGUAAGAUUCCCAAGCUUAGAGGAGUUAGACAACUAUGCUGCUCAACAAUGGGAGUGUUUCUUGCUGCAUCUCAUAAACUCUGCUGAAGUUGAGGUUACAACAAAGAGCAUCAGUCCUUCCAUGAUGAAAGUCUCCCAACGAGGCCUUUUAAGUCAAAGGGACAAUGAAGGUUCUCGGCUCACAGAAAGUGGUUUUCAUUUCCUGCUAAUGGAUACCAAUGCACAACUCUGGUAUAAUGACAGAGGAGUGGACUCUGCAGAUCUGAUCUCAUUUCUGCUGGAACUUAGCUUUCAUGUUACUGGCGAGACUUGGGACUCAUCAAACUCCAGAACUGCCCUUAUUUCAAUUAUUCUUUUAGCAGUUCAAGUACAAUACUUAAUCCCUAACCAGUUUGUAAGAUUCCAAAUAUACCAGGCAGGGGAGCUUUACAAACAUAAAUCAUGGCUUUUAAGGGCUUUACAUCUUAUAGUUGGUGGAAGGUUUUGAUGGGGAGGCUUUUGGAAGGUAUUUAAUGAAUAUUUUAAUUACAGGCUUGGGGGAAGAAUGAAUAUACAGAUGUCGAGCUUGAUAGGGUGCGUGAAAAAUGGGAAACGUAUGUCAUAAACUUAAUUUACGAGUGAUGUAUUUGACAAUUACUUUUUGAUGAAUUUGGAACGUAUUUUUGAAUUUGACACUAUAGUUUGUGUAAUUUGGACAAUAAAUUUGUA